Molecule: messenger RNA, 1409 nt
Organism: Sodiomyces alkalinus F11
Lineage: Eukaryota; Fungi; Ascomycota; Sordariomycetes; Glomerellales; Plectosphaerellaceae
Product: casein kinase I isoform delta
Exons: 3
Coding region: 248-1105 (285 amino acids)
Biological process (GO): peptidyl-serine phosphorylation; signal transduction
Cellular component (GO): cytoplasm; nucleus
Molecular function (GO): protein serine/threonine kinase activity; ATP binding
Source: RefSeq, a predicted model, not a curated record
CUCACCAUGAAGGUACUGAUCUAUGACCCCUCUAGUGAAACAGGAGAAAGAGAAGGAGAAGAAGAAGAAAAAUAAAAGAAAAUAAAAAACCGCUCACACACCCCUCCAGGACAUUCUCAUCGCCGACAGGUACCGCGUUGAUCACAAGAUUGGUGCAGGAGGCUUCGGCCUCGUCUAUUCCGGGACUGAUCUUUAAUCGGGCGAGGAGGUCGCCAUAAAGCUCACACAUGUCCGAGCUGGCCCGGACAUGCCUCAAGGCGAGAAGGAGACCUACGAGGCGUUGGAGGGCGGGGUCGGAAUCCCACGCAUACACUGGUUUGGUGACGAGGGCGACUUCUACAUACUGAUCCUCGACGCCCUCGGCCCGUCGCUCGAGGAUCUCUUCAACUACUGCGGCCGGAGGUUCUCGCUCAAGACCAUCCUCCUCAUCGCCGACCAGGCCCUCUCCCGCAUCGAAUAUGUUCAUUCGAAGGGCUUCCUCCAUCGUGAUAUCAAGCCGGACAACUGUCUGCUGGGGGUUGGGAAGCAGGGAAACACGCUUUACAUCAUUGAUUUCGGCCUCGCCAAGGAGUUUAGUGACGCCGAGUAUCACAGGGAUGUCGAAGGCCUCCCAUUGGGCGGCACGAGGCGGUACGCGAGCAUUAGCAAUCACAAUGGCCGCGAGCAGUCCUGGGGCGACGACCUGGAAUCCCUUGGAUAUAUUUUCGUCUAUUUCGCCCGCGGCUCGCUGCCAUGGCAGGGCCUGCAGGUUGCCACGCAGUACGAGAGGAACAUGCGGAUCAAGGACAUGAAGGAAAGCCUGUCAGGCGAAGCGCUCUGCGACGGCUUCCUCCCCGGAGAAUUCGCCACCUACAUCAACUACACCCGGGGUCUGGCUUUCGACGACAAGCCGGACUACCCGUACCUCCGCACCCUUUUUAGCCGUCUUUUCCGAGAACAGGGCUUCGAAUAUGAUAACGUCUUCGAUUGGACCCCAAAGCUGUUCGACGAGAUGCAGACCAAGGUCAAUCACACGGCGCCAUCAACGCAGAUUCGUCACCCAGACCCGGACGCAGAUUUCGCAGAUAUGAGCUCCCAAACGAAAGAGGUCGGAGAAGCACAUUAAGUGAGCGAGUCGUUACCAAUUACCAGUGGACCCUUCUUGGCGGGCCUUCUUCUAGAUAUAAGGAUCCGAGGUCCUUUACAUGCCAUGGGGCAUGUCGGCGCAACGCCAGACGUCUGCCGCUAUAAUAGCAAGAUCCAAACUCCCCAGGGGCUUGUCAAACCUAGGAAUUUGGCAGAAACUCCUUGGUAUACAAAUACUAAUCAUUCAUUCUGCAUGUACUUAGUUAUCAGCACCGGCAUGUUGCCGUUAUUGACCCGUAGGUGGUCUAUUAUUCGUCCAUUUUACCCGUCGCCUUGAAAAGCCC